Messenger RNA from Lodderomyces beijingensis, 438 nucleotides. The record is from the annotation of a GenBank genome assembly. NCBI's taxonomy places the organism in Eukaryota, Fungi, Ascomycota, Pichiomycetes, Serinales, Debaryomycetaceae.
AUGGCUACGUCGAAUCGAGAUCCGGAACCCGAGGAUUUGCAGCUAGUAGACUACUCGCAAAUCGCCCAUCUAACCCACUUGGAAUCGGCAGUAUUGACAGAGUACCAAAACAUCAACACCAACCUCGUCAAGAUCAACCGGAUACUAGAGUCGUUCAUCGCCAAGGACGAUCCUCGCAAUGCCAGUGUGCGACUAACGCAGAACUUGCGCGAGCUCGAAACAAAGAUCCCUUUGGUGUAUACCUUGUUCAAGAGUGCCGUUUACGCGUUGUAUACGCGCAACGACGAAAACUCGGAAAUCGAAGAUGAACACGAUGAGCGCGAUGAGCGAGACGCACGCGAUGAGCAAGAGGAGGAGAAAGGAACUCAUGAACUACUGAGCAUAUCCGAUGCAGAUGCAGAGGCAGAGGCAGGUGCGGAGGCAGGUGCAGAUGAAUAA